UUUUCUUGUUUUACACCAAUGGCUCUGUAUCAAAAUCCACAGUUUUACUACCCUUUGGCCACAAAUGCUACUGGCCCAGGUUUAGGAGGAGAGAGGUCGAAUGGGAACUUUAAUGGAGUUUCAGGUGGAAGUAGGGAUCCUUUAACUUCAUUACAGCUACUGGAACUGGAAAACCAGGCUUUCAUCUACAGAUGCCUGGCAGCAGGAUUGCCAGUGCCAUCCACUUUGCUGCAGUCUCUAAGCGACCUUAAUCUACUGGGUGGCUCUCUCUCUACAGUUGGUGGAGGAUCUCUCUUUACAUUUGGUGGAGGACAAGUUCGAAGUGGCUAUGCAGGCAACCGGGAGGCAGAACCAGGGCGAUGUAGAAGAACCGAUGGCAAGAAAUGGCGAUGCCCAAAAGAGGUCGUUCCUGGUCAGAAGUACUGUGAAAACCAUGUUAAUAGAGGACGGCGUUCAAGAAAGCCUGUGGGCACACAGGCUCGACAAGCCGCCUCCUCCAGGGCUUCCUCCACAACUUCUCGCCGUUUUCAAGUGAGGAGGAAUUCACCAUCUCAGGCCUUCUUCUCCAGGCCUUCUGUGCAACCCAACAUAGGAAGGGGGAUGUUCAGGUUUCCACAGAGGGACCUGCUCAGUGUGCCUUCUGUGAACUUCGGCUUUAAUCCCAACAGUCCUGCAAUGGAGCUCCCUUCACCAACUUUUAACCUAGGGUACAACACCAUGCCUGGGAUUCUCUUCAAUGAUCAAAGGGCAGCGUCAUUCCAAUCAAGAAACUUGACCCCCAAUCUGAACAUGAUGCCCAAUCUACUGGACCUUGCACCCAGUGCACCUAUGCAAGCUCCGACUCUCAGCAACUCGAUGGAUGAUUACUUCUCCCUCUCUUCAUUUUUUACCGGCCUCUCCCUGUAUCCCCCGUCAGUUUCGUCGGGAAGCAACACUGAUCAGACUGAGAUCACUGUCAGCAAUGGCUACACUGAUCAAACUAGCUCUUCCAAUGACCAAGCCAAUUGGUUUCUCACUGAUUCGAUUGGGGGAGGAGGGCCUCUAGGAGAGAUGUUGAAUUCUAGCUUUGGAUGGAGAUCAUACACUCCUGGGGAAUCUUCUACAAUGAACCUUAUGAAUGAGAAUUCGGAGUCGGUCUCCUCUCCAACUGCUGUGAUCCUCACAAACAUCGACUCGGAGGCCUACAGUAGCAAUGGCAGUAGCCAGACCUAAGCUACUGGUGAAACCAGGUGAUCAAGUCUAGCUAAACUCGGUUCUUGGGUCAAGUCAUGGCUCUAGUCACAAGGUUCUUUGUCUGGUGUGGUUUUGUUUGGUGUUAUGGUGUGGUCUUGGCAAUAAGUUUGAAGGGAAUAAAGUUGGUGAAUUGGGUUUAGUAGUUGUGAGUCAGUUGUCUGUGCUUUGGUGAGUCUUGGUCUGCAUUUGAGUAUUGAGUGCUUCUUCUUGUCCUCCUCUCCUUUCAUUGUGUUCCCCCUUUUCUACUGUUCGGGUGAUGUUAAAGAAAUAAAUU
Messenger RNA from Amborella trichopoda, 1507 nucleotides. RefSeq lists its product as uncharacterized. Lineage: Eukaryota; Viridiplantae; Streptophyta; Magnoliopsida; Amborellales; Amborellaceae. Gene Ontology annotation, molecular function: ATP binding. Gene Ontology annotation, cellular component: nucleus. Gene Ontology annotation, biological process: developmental process; DNA-templated transcription; regulation of DNA-templated transcription. The record is from RefSeq and is a predicted model, not a curated record.